AUGGCGGACAGCGGGGACUCCGUGUCAGAUACGGUGCGGCAGGUUGUCUCCCUGCUGCCGGAAGAUCUGCAGCCCGGCCCGGACUUCCACGGCUGUUCCUGGGAAGUGGUGAUCUUCACGGUGCUGCUCGGCGGCCUGUCCAUCUUGGCGUUCACCUGCAGAACCGUGCGAUGUAUUAAAAGCAGAUGUUAUGCCGGUCGGGAAUCAAAGCUCGGGGAUCAGAUCAGUGACAUCCUGAACAGCAAAAGCGAAGUUCUAGAAAAGCUGAGCGUUGUACAGAAACAGUAUGACGAGGUCCAGCAGACCCUGCAGGAAUCCGGACAUCAGAAGUUACUGGAAGAGAUCACCGAACAGAAAGCUUUACAGGAGACACUACAGACAUCUAACCGAGAACUGGAGGAGAAUAUUACCAGACUGGAGCAGGAGCUAGAUGGAGAGAGAGAGCGGGGGUCAGAGCUGGACAAUACGCUCUCUGAACUGAAUGAGAAAAUCAAAGCUCUGGAAGAUAGUUUAAAAAGCGAGAAGUCUUUGAAGGAAGAGAUCCGCACAACACGGAAAGUGUUUGAAAUCACCCAAGGACAGAUGGAGUCAUCGGUGUGCGAUGCAGUGGAAGAGCAGGACUACCUACAGGAGAGCAUUAAACAGCUGUCGAAGGAGGCGGAGGGCUGGGAGGAGAGGUUCAGCGAGCUCUCUGAGAACUCCAAGAUGCUGAGCACAUCAGUGCAGGCUAUGGAGGAAGAGCUGAGCAGCAGACAGAGCCAGGUCAAGUCUUUUAUUGACAGUUUGCUGCAACUGAAGGAUUGGAGCUCAGACGUGGAGGAGAUCGGCAAAGAUGAUGAUGAAGAUGGCGUGCUUGCCAGUAUCAAAUGGGAUUUUGAAAAUGGGGAACCUUUAGGAGCUCCUCAGAAGCAAACGAUAAAGAAGCUGAUCUUUGCUGCAAUGCUGAACGCAUCUCUGAAGAGCGUUGAAUCGGAGAAGAAGCAGCUGUAUGAAAACCUCUCUGAUGAAAUUAAGGCCAAAGAGCAUUUUUCAGAGUGUAUCACCAAUCUGCGGAACACAAACCAGUCCCUGUCUCUGGAGAAGACGCAGCUAGAGGAGGAGAUGGAGAAGCUGAAGCAGAAGAUGAGCGUCAUGAUGGAGGUGUACCAGGAAAACGAGACAAAACUGCACAGGAAACUGACGGUACAGGAGAAGGAACGGGUACAGAAGGAGACCAAACUCAACAAGGCAGAUGAGAAAGUCUUCAUGGCCGCCACUGAGCUUGUUACCGUCAAGACCCGGCUGACCGAACUGGAAGAGGAAACGGAGCGGACGGUGGCUUCCUACCAAGGGCAGGUGACAUCAUAUGAAAAGAAAUCUCAUGAUAACUGGCUCACUGCAAGAGCAGCAGAAAGAUACCUGAAUGAUGUGAGGAGGGAAACGUCACAUCUGAGACAGAAAUUAACGGAGGCUGAAUAUAAACAGGAACUCCUGGAGAAGGACCCAUUUGCCCUGGACGUUAUCCAAGCCAUUGGGAGAGCUUACGCAGAUGCCUUUAUUAACCACCCAGAGAGCUCACCGUAUGGAUUGUCUCCAAUCAGCCGCGCACAGGAGAACCGCGCUUUCCUCUCCCCUCCAACGCUUCUGGAAGGACCCCUCAGGCUUUCCCCGAUGCUGCCUGCAGGCGAUAGAGGUAUGCGGCCUCCAGGAUAUUACCCAGGGUACCCUGGGCCCAAGGAGGGAAGUGAUGCUAAUGCAGAUAGAAAAUCAGACCACCAGCGCACGUUAUCUGAUGCUGGGUCUUUAUCACCACCAUGGGACAGAGAGCAGAAGAACAAUGUCCCCCCACCAGGCCUGCCAUACCCAGAGCACCAUUUCCCACCCCGGCGACCGGACCGAUUUUACCAUUACCCGCCACCAUCCGGGCGAUUCUCUGGUCCUGCAGAACUGACCAGAAAUCCGGGCAAACCUUUUAUGGACUCGCUGGAUGGGCGAUCUUCUCCAGAAUAUAAAUCGAGAGGUAACGCCAGCAGGGAUGGGCCGGAAGAAGGCAAUCGCUGCCACUGAGGUGAGGGUGAACAAAUAAUGGAAGGUGAAGCGGUGGAUGGAGCACCAACUGAGUACCCCAUGCAUCCUCCCCCAGCAAUGAGAGUGCCAUUGUUACCCAUGGAUCCUAGAGCGCCUUUCUUCAGGAGACCUUUCCCCAUGCCCCCGCCUCCAAUGGACAUGUAUGGACCCCCAGGCUACCCGGGCCUUCCACCACACAUUGCGAUGAGAGGUCCUCUGCCACCACCUCUGCAACGCUACCCUUAUGCGAUGCCUCCUGAAGCCUUCUACCCCCCACAGCACCUACAUCAUCAUCCUCCUCCCCAAAAUGACCAUCCUUCAGAGAUGCAGCCUGCGCCUCCACCACCCAGCGACUCCGCCUCCCACAACCUCUCCCAAACACAAACUUGACAACGCUCUGCCAGGAAAAGACUUUUUUUCCCCCCGAAUGAUCUCUAGGAUAUUAUAUUUAUAGUUUUUGGUUCAGAAGAUAUUUUAGC
Messenger RNA from Nanorana parkeri, 2525 nucleotides. It is a transcript of the gene MIA2, whose product is annotated as melanoma inhibitory activity 2. The transcript has 26 exons. The record is from RefSeq and is a predicted model, not a curated record. NCBI's taxonomy places the organism in Eukaryota, Metazoa, Chordata, Amphibia, Anura, Dicroglossidae. Gene Ontology annotation, cellular component: endoplasmic reticulum exit site; endoplasmic reticulum membrane. Gene Ontology annotation, biological process: protein secretion; vesicle cargo loading; endoplasmic reticulum to Golgi vesicle-mediated transport.